Molecule: messenger RNA, 508 nt
Organism: Argentina anserina (silverweed cinquefoil)
Lineage: Eukaryota; Viridiplantae; Streptophyta; Magnoliopsida; Rosales; Rosaceae
Exons: 3
Coding region: 49-276 (75 amino acids)
Source: RefSeq, a predicted model, not a curated record
UCGGCAACCCCCGUCGAAGGCCUCCCUUCUCACCGGAAACAGACAAUAAUGGGAGCAGAAGGCCAACUCCACGACAACAGAGAAGCCGAGAACCCACCUUCAAUGACCAUGGCCCAAUUCCUCGCCUGGAAACGCCAAAAGGAUGACGAGGCGUCUGCCAGAAGAGCUGAAGCGGCGAGGAAAAGGGCAGAGGACAUAGCUGCUGGGACAGUGCAGAUGAAUGGUCGAGAGCUUUUCGCUCAUGAGCCUUGGGUUUUUGACAACACUCUUUAUUGAGCAUUAUAAGAGUAGCAAGCGCAAAACCAUUAUGUUGAAUCUGUGAGGUCAAGUAUGGUACCCUGAUGAAGUCGGCAAGCUAUAAGCAGCAUUGAACUGUUGGGGAUCCAGAGUUUCUUGCUGUUGGUGGAUCAUUGUUGGUCCUUGAUUUACAAAUGCUCCUGUCAUGUUAUGCUAAUAGCAAAUGAAUUUCGUAUUUUUCAAACUGCAUGUUAAUGCAACUGAUAUUGAU